CUGUAAAACUGUAAUUAAUUAGUAUGUAAAUGCAGUUGUCUUCACUAGGGCCGAAGCAUGAUGAGAUCGAUUUCGAGUUCUUGGGGAACCUGAGUGGUGACCCUUAUAUUCUACAGACAAAUCUGUUCACCCAGGGAGGAGGCGGCAGGGAACAGCAGAUUUACCUCUGGUUCGAUCCGACUGCUGAUUUCCACACCUAUUCAAUCCUCUGGAAUCCCCAGAGAAUCAUAUUCUCAGUAGAUGGGACGCCCAUCAGAGAGUACAAGAAUUUAGAGUCCAUAGGAGUUCCUUACCCGAAAAAGCAGCCGAUGAGGGUAUACUCCAGCCUGUGGAAUGGGGCAACAAGAGGUGGCCGUGUGAAGAUAGAUUGGAGUCAGGCUCCAUUCACAGCCUCCUACAGAAAUUUCAAGGCCGACGCCUGCAUUUGGUCCGCCGGCUCCUCGUCCUGCACUGCUAAGCACCCUAUCCCUGCUUCAACUUCAAACAGCAGCAAUGCAUGGCUAGACAGAGAACUGGAUACAUCAAGCCAAGAAAGAUUGAAGUGGGUCAAGAAGAAUUACAUGGUAUACAAUUACUGCAACGACACCAAGCGAUUCAUACACGGUUUACCAGCAGAAUGCACUACCACUGUGUCAUGAUGAACAUAAAGAGAGAUGAUAUAGAUAUAUAGUGUAUUUCAUUACAUUCUUGGCAAAUAGAAAUAGUUCACAGGCAUAUACAGUACAUUUCUGUAUUCAAGGUUGUAGUAUUCUUUGA
This is a messenger RNA of Sesamum indicum (sesame), 756 nucleotides long. Its product is annotated as xyloglucan endotransglucosylase/hydrolase protein 22-like. Gene Ontology annotation, molecular function: hydrolase activity, hydrolyzing O-glycosyl compounds; xyloglucan:xyloglucosyl transferase activity. NCBI's taxonomy places the organism in Eukaryota, Viridiplantae, Streptophyta, Magnoliopsida, Lamiales, Pedaliaceae. The record is from RefSeq and is a predicted model, not a curated record. Gene Ontology annotation, cellular component: apoplast; cell wall. Gene Ontology annotation, biological process: glucan metabolic process.